Molecule: messenger RNA, 908 nt
Organism: Canariomyces notabilis
Lineage: Eukaryota; Fungi; Ascomycota; Sordariomycetes; Sordariales; Chaetomiaceae
Product: N-acetyltransferase-like protein
Exons: 2
Coding region: 123-689 (188 amino acids)
Biological process (GO): protein acetylation
Molecular function (GO): N-acetyltransferase activity
Source: RefSeq, a predicted model, not a curated record
CAAGGCUUCUGUGGGGUAAGGCCCCCCUGGCCUCCACUGCAAGUGGUGACUAUAAAAGACUGUCCAUACAUGGCCGCUUUCGGAGAAAGCUUCAAGAUGUAGCCGACUCAGAACGGUCAACCAUGGCAUCCAGCGUUCCCACCAUCCGGCAUGCCCGGCGAGAAGACGUCCCCGCCAUCCUGGAGCUGAUCCGCGAGCUGGCCGACUACGAGCACGAGCUACACAGCGUCGAGGCGACCGAGGCGAAGCUGCUGGAGACGAUCGCGUUCGCCCCGUCUGACUCGCCCCUUGUGGACGUCUCAGCGACGGGGGGCAUCCCGCAGACGGAGCCCACCUCCCCUUCCAGGCCGGCGCGGUGUCUGAUCCUGAUCACGCCUGCGGGCGUCCCCGCCGGCAUCGCGCUGUACUUUUACAACUACAGCACCUGGCGCGCCAAGCCGGGCAUCUACCUCGAGGACCUAUACGUCAAGCAGAGCGAGCGCAAGAACGGCUACGGCAAGCGGCUGCUGGUCGCGCUCGCCAAGGAGGUCGUGGCAAUGCAGGGCGGCCGCCUCGAAUGGAGCGUGCUCAAGUGGAACGAGCCGUCCAUCAAGUUUUAUGAGAGUAUUGGCGCCAGGAUGAUGAGCGAAUGGGUCGGCAUGCGCGUCGAUGGGGAUGGGUUGACCAAGCUAGCGACGCUGCUGGACUGAGCCAUGUAGAUGCAAAGUAUACAAACUAGGCUUCUCUGUGAAUAUCUCGGGGUCCGGGGUCCGUAUCGUUGUCUGAUAUUGCGCCAUACCUCAGCCCUCACUGCGCUUGGUAUUGCAUCGCUCGAACAGUCCUGCCGCGCUCUCUUCAGCGUUUCCCUAUGGCUCCUUGGGCUGUGGACUCCGGACCGGUAGGAAGAUGCUCAAAGAACUCAUCCAUCG